AGUGUAUGUACCUACCUAUAUAGACAUAGCUACUUGUACAUAACUAGCGUAAGCGCGUUGCAUCGCGCCCUCUGAUGGCCAACCAGUAAUAAAGCACCUGUGGUACUAUACGGUCGUUUUCAUUGCUAUCAAAUAUCCAUCACUGUCGAACGAGGAUCAUCUACCCGCGCGUCGCAAUAUCGGUUUCACAAUGGCUUUUUUGGGAAAUUUAGCGAUUUUCGACCACAAAACUUGCGAAUGGGACAUUUUUAAAGGACGUUUGUUGCAGUUUGUGAAAGUCAACAAAGUGGAGGAGGAUUUCAAAAGUGCUAUCCUCAUAACACACCUUUCCGACGAAUCUUACCGUUUAGUGCGUAACCUUGCUUAUCCAUCCGACGUGGAUACGAAAACUUUUAAGGAGUUGGUGUUAUUACUCGAUACGCAUUUCAAGCCUAGACAGUGUUCCUUCGCGGACAUGGCGAAAUUCCAUGGGGCAACUCGGAGUGCAGGCGAAAGCUUAGGGGAUUGGGCGGCGCGACUCAGAGGUCUAGCAAGUUAUUGCGACUUCGGCACAGCCCUGGAGACGAACCUCAGGGACCGUUUCGUCCUCGGCCUGGGCUCAGGUCCCGAACGCGAUAAGUUGUUUGAGCAAAAUCCAGCAGGAUUAACCUUUGCUCGGGCUUUGGAGCUGGCGCAGCAAGCGGAAUGUACAAGGGAGGCGAAACAAUUGGACAAAUUGGUUAUCAAAGAUGAACCAAUUUAUCGGGCGUCGUUCGAGGGUAGAUCUCAGCGCGAUGGCAGCACGCGGCGCGGUAACUACGGCGGCGGAGGCUCGAGCAACUCGGGCCGCGCUGGCGCAGGAAGCAGCGGCGAUCCCCGCGCUAGCGGCGGCCCGGGUUCAGACACCCGCUGUGCAGUGUGCGGUAUGAAAAAUCAUACAGAAGAAAAGUGCCGUUUUAAAAGUUAUCGGUGUCAAAAGUGUCGUGUUAAAGGCCAUUUAAAGAAAGUGUGUGACAAAAGUAAAUACUCAAGGAUCAAUAAUAUUGAUGAUGACGAGCUUAAUUCAGGCUGUGAGGAAUGUCAGAACUUUAAUAUAAGGUUUCAAAAUUAGUGCGGAGGAGUGAAGUGUAUGUACCUACCUAUAUAGACAUAGCUACUUGUACAUAACUAGCGUAAGCGCGUUGCAUCGCGCCCUCUGAUGGCCAACCAGUAAUAAAGCACCUGUGGUACUAUACGGUCGUUUUCAUUGCUAU
This is a messenger RNA of Plutella xylostella (diamondback moth), 1232 nucleotides long. RefSeq lists its product as uncharacterized. The record is from RefSeq and is a predicted model, not a curated record. Lineage: Eukaryota; Metazoa; Arthropoda; Insecta; Lepidoptera; Plutellidae.